AUGAGUUCGAAGAAAGUUCCGUUCAACCGUCAUAAGGAGAACGAGGAGGCGAGGAAGAAGAGGGAGGAAGAUGAAGCGGCACGCGUCUAUGCGGAGUUUGUUGAGUCAUUCAAGGGUGAAAGCACAUCUGGAUCAAAGUUUGUCCGUGGGGGCGUGAUUGAUCCCAAUGCCAAGCUGAGAGCUGAUUCUGAAGGUUAUUUCAGUAUCAAUCAUGAUGGAUAUAUGCACUAUUUCUUUUAUUGCUCCAAUUAA
Triticum turgidum subsp. durum (durum wheat) is the source of this 252-nucleotide messenger RNA. The record is from the annotation of a GenBank genome assembly. NCBI's taxonomy places the organism in Eukaryota, Viridiplantae, Streptophyta, Magnoliopsida, Poales, Poaceae.